Thelazia callipaeda (thelaziosis nematode) is the source of this 803-nucleotide messenger RNA. The record is from the annotation of a GenBank genome assembly. NCBI's taxonomy places the organism in Eukaryota, Metazoa, Nematoda, Chromadorea, Rhabditida, Thelaziidae.
GGAAAGUUAAGCGAUGGCGAAAUAUGGUACAUCAAUCGGCAUCAAACAAGACGACGCCGCUCCGCAUGGGGCGAUGCCAAGUGGCAUGGGGUACGUGGAUUGGCACGAGAUUGUGGUCUUACAUGUUUUUUCCGUUUACGUCAGGAUACCGGUGAUCAAAUGCCUAAAAGCGAACUACGCAUUCAUCUUAUGCGCUGGAAGCAAUUACCCCAACCUCAUAACAAAUCGUUAUCGGUGUUGGAAAACAAUCGGAUACAGCCUAUUGUACAAUUCAUUGAUUCACCUGAUGCAAUGCAUGCACGGAUGUCUAGAUUCGUACCUGAUUGUCUUUACAGCGCUCAUGUUGAAGGAGCUACUGAAUCGUCGAUUGUCAACUUAUGCGACAUCAAAGGAGGGCUGUUUGGCACACUUGCAUUACCAGAUGGAACAUAUCUCAUAGAACCGGUGAAAGAUGAUUUUAAGAAGCCACGAAAAGCUUCAUCGUCCAGAGCUCAUAUUGUAUACAAAUCCCGAUCUCAUUCAUUCCACAAAUAUGGUUCCCCAAGUUCUUCUGGCAUUAUUACUACUACUCCUUCUCUAACCAUUGCUGCUGCCGCUGCUGCUGCUUUAUAUUCAACAAAUAAUAAUAGUAAUGAUUAUAAUGAUGAUAAUACUGAUAAUCAUAAUUCUGCCAAUGGUGAUAAUCAUGCCACUUAUCAUAUAAGUGACGAAUAUAUCGAAAGUGACAAUAACACUGCCUAUUAUACAACUCCAUUUGUUCCGAAUAUCGACACCAUUGGUAUGUUUUAUUAUGAAAAUUGAAA